GCGAUUCAAAUCGAAUUUGGACUUCGUUGCGUUCGGCGGCAAAAAAUAUAACGGGAAAGGAAAUUCGGAACUCGGCUUUUUCGGCCUUUCGGCGCGCGCGUGUGUGUGUGUUAUGUUAUUAUUGCUGCUGCUGUGCGUCGGUGUUCGUGUGUGUGAGCGAGGCGAGGGAGAAAUUGUUAAAUAAACCGGUUCCUUUUUCCGCUUCUGCAAUUGCCUUUUCGUAAUUCGUAAUUCGUAAUACCCAAAAUCGAAAUCGAGCACCGAAUUUGUUUCGCCUGCGCUUUUUUUAUUUUCUUUUCGGUUGGCUCCUGGAUUUUCGGUGCGAAAAUAUAAAUUACAACAACAUCAAAAUCGAAAAUAAAAAGGCAUAAACAUACAUAAGUUCCAAAAUUUUACCAAUUUUUUUUUACUGUGCCCCCCAAAACGAAUACAAAAAUUUCAACGAAUCAGUGAGUGAGCCAAAUCAAGGAGAUUGAGCUGAGAAUUAAAAGCCAGUGCCAAAAAGUGAGAGAAAAGUACGAAGGAAUUCGAGAAACAAAACAAAAGUGGCAAAUUUACCGAAAAAUUUAGUCUGUGAACAAAAAAAAAUAAGGAAGAAAGCAUAACUUUGGAAACUUUGGCGCAUGGUUGGAUGCAGGGCACAGAGUCCAGCUUUCUUGAGACCAGGUGGAAAAACAAAGGUUGGAGCAGCAGGCCGGAGUAAUUGAACGGCAACAUAGGCGGGCAGCAGGCAAGAACAACAACUGGAGAGCGUAAAACAUAAACAGACAGUUUUUAAAGCUCCCACGUUUCAAGGAGUUCGACUUGUUAAAGGAACACGCGCAAUUAUUGCUACAAGUGGAUUGGGAAUAAAGGUUCAAAAGGUGGAGCGAAAAGCGUAACUGGAAAGUUUCUUAAAAAAUUUCGAUGAUGCCCGACGACUCCUGUUGCUGCUGAAACCCCGAAGACUUUGCGACGACGAGAAAGCAGCUUCCGGAAUAGAAUCCUCGAGAGAAACUCCUCCGAUCGACUAAUAUAUAUUGAUUCCAUAAUGUAUCCGGCCAGUGGCAGUGGAGGCAGUGCAGCGACCGCUGCCAAAUUUCAGAAUCGCUGUGGAUCGCCGCAGUUUGCCAGCGAGUAUCCGCACCCACAUCCGCACCAGCAUCCGCACCAGACGACGUCGGUGGCGGUGCACAGUGCUCCGUCGGGAAUGGGAAUGGGAAUGAGCGGAGCUAGCGGUGGUGGUGGUGGUGUUCAGGGUGGAAGUUCCCUGACCAGUGGUGGCUCCAUGUCCAUGCGCCACGGUCAGCGGGUGGUGGCCUCCGCCUCGCACCAGCAUCCCAGCCAGAUGACCCUGAAUCAUGGCGGUCACGGCAUCGGCAUGGCUCACCAUCACGGAGGCAUGGGAAUGGGUCUGGGAUUGGGCCACAACCAUGCCACACUGGGCCAUCCGCAUUCGCACUCGAACAGCAGCCACGUGGGCUCGCACCUGAUCUUCCCCGACGACAUGGAUAGCAUCGAGUUCUGCAUGCCGGCGGCGCCCUCCUCCUCGUCCGCCUCCUCGCAGAAUGGCCUGGGGAUCGGGGACCAGCUGCUCAUGGGCAGCAGCAGUCACGGCGAAGCGUUCACGGAGCGCCGGAGGAGGGGUCACAGUCGGCGCAGCAACCACAAGAUGGACGUCGAGCAGCAGGUGAAGUGGUCUCGCAAGAACAUCGCCGCCACCAUGGAACGUUUUGAGCCCACGCCCAACACACAGUCGUCGUCAUCCACUUCAUCGCUGGACUACGGAUUCGCCGCCGGCGUGAUGACGCCCAGCAGCAGCAGUGCCACGCCCUCGCACGGCGGUGGCGCCUCCAAUCCAUCGCUGCACGUGGCCUUCAAUGGUGGUGGUGGUGGUGGCGGUGGCGUCGGUGCUGUCGGUGGCUCAGCCUCGGGAUCGGGGGCGUGUGGAGCCAGUGGCUCCGGAGCCGCUGCACCGGCGGCGCCCUUCAAUCACGUCUAUUCGUAUGCCUACUACGAACCGGGGGCAGCCAAGUGCCACACGAAUGUGCCACCGGCCCAGGGAUCGGCUGGCUCCUCCAGUUCGGGAUCUGCAUCAGGAUCGGGAUCGGGAUCGGGACAAGGGCAUGGACAUGGCCAGGGACACCAGGGCCACUCGAAGAGUCCGCCGAGGAACUCGAUACGCGCCCUGCUGGCCAAGAGUUUCCGCUCGAAGAGCAGCCACACCCAUGGAGGCGGUCAGUCCACCUCCAGUUCGCCCAGUGCCGAGGAGCGGGACCGGCACACCUACACCACGCGCUACGGCACCACCGAGAAUCUGUACGAGGAGGUUAGCGAGCAGAAGAUCCGCAAGGUGCUCUCCGACAAUCGGAUUGCCAGCGGCUCCUCCAGUGCGGGCAAUGUGAAGGAGGAGCAGCGUCGGGUGCAGCACAACCAUUUCCGGGUGCUAGACGAGCUGAAUCUCUCGCUGGAGGCCCUGAUAAUGCCGCCCACUCCGCCGGACGUGAGUCCCAGUCACGCUCUGGGCGGCGAUGAGCCCAGCACUUCGGUAUCGGUAUCCGCUGGUGCGGUCGGCGGUUCGGCAUCAUCCAGUUCGGUGGCCGGACCCUCGAAGACCCUCGCCCAGCGACCCCGACGUGGUGGCCUUCUGGGCGGAGCCGCCGGGGCCGGAGCCACCUCCAACUCGAGCUCCGCCUCGCAUGCCAGCCUGGAGAACCUGUCGAGCACAUUGAACAGCAUGGAGCUCAAGGAUCACGGCCACAGCAGUUGCAUCAAUCCCGAAUUCGAUGAGGGCGAUCUGGACUCUGGUUUCAGUGGCAGCGGCAGCAGCAGCGGAGCCAGUUACAAUGAGAGUCUGCGCUACUACAAGUCGGCCACGCCCACUGGGCCGCUGCACCACCACCAGCAUAGCCACAAUCACAACCACCAGCAGCAGCAGCAGCAGAUGCUGCAUCACCACAGCCUGAACAACAACACCUUGCCGCACAACCUGCGCAGUUGCCGAUCAUCUACCGCCUCGGGCACUUCCACCUCGAAGAGCAGCAUGGCCAGUUGUGGCGAGGAUCAGGGCAUCGGCAUGACCUUGGCAGUGGGUGGCGUGGGCGUGGGUGGUGGCGGUAUGACUUUGCACGAGGCAGCUGGCGCUGUUGGCGUUGGUGGCUCCAUUUCGCCCUUUAACUAUCCACGCCGCUGUUCAGCGGAUCAGCAGCGUGCCUCGGGCAGAUCCAUGUCCUCCGGUGUGGGCCUUGGACCGGGAGUAGGCGUGGCAGCGGGCGGCAUGGGCGGCGGCAGCAUGAGCAUGAGCAGCAGCAGCAAUGUGGCCCUCUCAACCGGAGCGAAACCCAAGAAGAACUUCUGGACCAUGAAACCGUGAUGCUACAAAAAGGCGCUGCGUCACAUUUGCAAGAAAUGGACUAUUGUUAUGGAAUACAAUACAAAGACUGCCUCAUGCCAUGCCAUCCACUAUUACCACCAACCCAACAGCGGCAGCAGCUACAAUAGCUACAGCAGCCGUCGCCACCAUCAGCAUCAGCAGCU
Messenger RNA from Drosophila elegans, 3516 nucleotides. RefSeq names its product hornerin. The coding region runs from base 1031 to 3352 and encodes 773 amino acids. The record is from RefSeq and is a predicted model, not a curated record. The transcript is spliced from 7 exons. Lineage: Eukaryota; Metazoa; Arthropoda; Insecta; Diptera; Drosophilidae.